Lymnaea stagnalis (great pond snail) is the source of this 4470-nucleotide messenger RNA. The record is from the annotation of a GenBank genome assembly. NCBI's taxonomy places the organism in Eukaryota, Metazoa, Mollusca, Gastropoda, Lymnaeidae.
AGAUGAAUGCGGAAUUCAGGUUUCUGUAUAAUCAAGCAAGACGUGAUCGUGCUUUCAUCAGCUAGGAAUAGAUCGCUGACUGAUGUAUAAAUCUCACACUAAGAAUUACAGAGUGCAAGUUUGGUUGCAAAAAAUCCUGGGCAGAGAUAAUGUACUACACAACCACCAACAUACUGGAUAUCAACAUGGAGAACAGCGCUAUGGUUCGCUAUUCAAACAUUAACACAACAGUCUCCGUGAAUUUAUGGGAUAAUGAGGAUUAUCUUGGAGAAGUCAACGACCCAAGUUAUCAUUCAAUUCAUAAAGUUGCUAUACUGCUAGUCAAGGUGCUAUUCCCUGUUUUUGUGGCGGUAGGCACAGUUAGUAACAUUCUCAUCAUAGUUGUGCUCAGGAGAGGUGCAAUUAACACGGACAACCUCAGCUUUUUCUUGUCAGCGCUGGCUGUGGUGGACACUGUGUUCCUUUAUACAAGUGCCUUCAAGAGUUGGAUACGCGUUAUUUGGGGAGUGGAGUUUCUUCAUUUCGGAAGCUGGUCCUGUAAGUUGGGGUUAUUCUUGAACCAUCUCAGCUUGACCCUUUCUGCCUGGCUGGUAGUGGUCAUCGCCUGGCAGAGGUGGUACACUUGCUCACGGCCUUUUGAUCGUUGCUGUCCCGUCGAAAGUGCAAGGUGUGGAUAUAUCGGACUUGCAUGCCUUGUGUUGGUUUUAGUAGGUGCUAACAGUUAUGUUCUAGUGACGGCCGAGUAUCAUGAAGUAAGUAACACUUUCCUUAUCACGUUUAGCUCUAUUAUUUAUAUAUAUGCAAUAAAUAUCAACAUAUUAUUAUAGAUAUAAUCGGUUAUCCCUAGUGGCGUACCUUGGGGGUUAAGGGGCGAUCGCCCCGAUCGGUACUUUGGCUAAUGUUUAAUACAACCUUACAAUAGAUUUAUGUGAGGCACAAAUUAGGAGGUUCGCAGCACGGCCGCAUUUAAAAUAUGCACAACUAAACACCGCAUUUUUCUUUAAUUAAAAAAAAAAUGAAUUCGUGAAAAAGUUUUUUUUUUUAUUAGUGUCCAAUAUAAUGAUAUUAAAACACAAUUUAAAAACCCUCAUAUAAUGAUAUUAAAACACAAUUUAAAAACCCUCAUAUAAUGAUAUUAAAACACAAUUUAAAAACCCUCAUAUAAUGAUAUUAAAACACAAUUUAAAAACCCUCAUAUAAUGAUAUUUAAACACAAUUUAAAAACCCUCCAUGCUCCACAUAUAUUGGAUAAAAUAAGUUAUUUCAAUCAUUGAUAUUAUUGCCAUUUAAAGAGAAAAAACUUAUUGGUAUUGAUUUUUUUAAAAACAAACACUUUUGGAAACAAAUAAAUGUCCCACUUUCGUCAAUGAAUUAAAGGUUGUUUUUUUUAAAGUAUAUUUUAUCUCACCGUUGAUUUACGAUUUAUGAAAUUGAAUUUCAAAAUUUGAAAUGAAUGCUGUAAUUUUGUGGUCAUAUUUAUUAUAAUAUUAUAACAUGAUUUUAUUUUCAAGACACAUUAUUACAGAAAUUGCGUAAGUUCAAUUAUUCAUCACAUUUUCUUUACCGGAGACACACAAUCUAGUCAUUCAUUUUCUCUCUUGCGUGAACAUUAUUUUGUUUCCUGCUAAAUGCAUAACUUCAGUCAAUUAUCAGAAACACUAGUUUUAGACCAGAUUAUGGGAUCUUAAAGAUUUCUCAAGUUUUGGGGUUUUGGCAAAUACUUUUGAAGUUAAAAUAAUAUUUUUUUCAGUCAUCGUGGGGCCGAAGUUGCGCCCCGGCACCCGAGCAUGAUGGAGCAAUAAGUGAAGUCUUCCCUUAUUUACUCGUUUUACUAUACUCUGGACUCCCAGCCUUGCUCCUUAUUGUACUCAACGGCCUCCUGGCUCGGGUGCUCUAUACCAGCCGGAGGUCCCUGCUCUCACACACGGAAUCGUCACGCACCAGAGGCAGACACGAUGGCCAUGUUCGGGCACGCUACAACUACGUUACGGUCCUGCUCUUGGCAUUGUCUCUCUCCUGGCUUGUACUGACGUCGCCACACACUCUGCUUAAGUUUGCUGAACAUAUUCCAGAGUCAUCAUUUCAAUCGGCGACAUUUACAUUCCUCAAUGUAAGUACUCAGUUAUCGAAACAGCAGUUGUUUCGUUAAGUUCUUUCUACUAUAUAUGUGUGGGCUCUAAACAAUUAAACCAACUUAUGUUUUGUGUAUUGCUACUAUGACAAGGCGCUAAAACACUCACUCUAUUGUUUCAAUUUUUAUUGACGCAAAGAUACACGUUUAUUGAACCAAAAUUAUGACGCGAGAACCAACUCAAUGAAAUUGUGCACUGGGUUGCGAUUUCGGAUUAUCUCCAGAAAAUGCUUUAACAAAACGAUUAUAACAAGGCCACAUUUAUUAAUAGAAGAUUGUUUUAUACGCGCGAACCUAUUAAACACACUCAUACUGUUAAUUGAACUGAACUUCAUUUAUGGUGUAUAACUGAAUAGUAUAUUCAUAUAUUAAUGAACUCUAGUGAUAAAAGUAUCCAUCCUAGUUAUAAAAAUCAGAGAACGACAUAAAAGCACGACAAUCUAUUUGUUAUUAAACAAAAUAUGUACUUGCUGCUGAGCUAUCACCAAAAAAUGACAUUAAUUUUAAAAUAAGAAUUAUUUUUAAGUAUGGAUAAGAUAAUCAGAAAAGAACACAGAGAAGAAGAUAAAACAACACCACCACCACCACCACCACCACCACCACCAACAAUAUAAAAAAUCCAAGCGCAAUAUCGCUUUUAUACAUAAAUAAAAUAUUGAUUUUAUAGACGUGUCUCCGACUCUAUUUUCAGGUCCUCUUUUUUAUAUUUCUCUAUGUCAACCACUCCAUCAAUUUCUUCCUCUACUGUGCCUUGACAAAGGGUUUCCGUAGAGAGGUCAGGAGGAUCGCCUCCAACAUCAAAUCGUUAAUUAUCUUCCUGUCACAUUCCUGUUGUUCCCGACCACGACGCCAGCAUCUGGAUGCUAGCAAUACCAACAGCCAUCAUAGUCACACUGACAGCUUCAUGCCGCUACUCGAACAAAAUGUGCUCAAGUACCGCCAAGCUCACAACGGCUACAAUCUUCACCCGGCCCAUGGAUUAACCGCAUGCUAAAACUUUCCUUCUUGGAUUUUUCUUUAAGAAAUAAACACAAGUACUCUAUCAUGAAAACUUAAGAAUAACCACCUCGUACUCUUCCUAAAUCUUAAUACAGAUCAGAAGGAAAACUUAUCAAAGUCAACUAAAAAUAAUAAAUGUAAAAGAAAAUCCAACUAGCCUUGAUCUGUUUUCACUGAAAUUUCGCUGAAACAUCAACGACAAAAAACUAAAUAACAUUAUCGGUUAAUAUUAAUAUGUUCAUCCAUCUGUUAAGGUCCCAUAUUUUCAAUAACGAUUGUUGAAGCGUAGUUCUUAUUGAUACUGUGCUAGGAUUCUCGGAGACAUGAAAUAUGAUUUACAAAUGACGUUAACAUUGGUCGGGUAUUUAAAGUGUCAUUCUAUUACAUUAUAAGGACUUUUGCCAGCCAUUUAAAAGCACUGUCAUACUGCAUUAAUCGCAUGGCCAAACUCACCAGAGUGCUAACAGGGAGAACUUAAUGUUUUCGCAAGGUUUCUGAUAUGUGAUUAAGGUAUCAAGGGACCAGCGUCUGAUUAAAAAAAUCCUAUUCACAAAAUAGAUGACACAGAAAAAAGAUUUAAAAGCCGACAGCUAAAGUAUUCUUUUUCAAUAAUAAUGGACAAAUCUGUGACAAAUGUAUCAAAUUAUGAACUCUGUAACUCAACUUCGCACACACAAACACGGGCAAAGUUGAUCAAUGUUCACUUGUUUGAACAAUGAGAGUGCGCACAGACAUACUUGAACACCUCACAAUGUCCUUUUUUUUUCCUGGUUAGUAUUGGUGUUUGGCAGGACUUUUAUCUCUCUGAUUGUAUUUUUUAAAAUAUCUUUUGUUAUUCCAAACAAUUGGACAAAAAAGUUUAAUGUGAUCAUUGAAAAAUUAUGUUUCAAUUAACAAGUACAUUUCAAUAUGAUCUUGAUUUGAUUUUGAGCUGAUCUCCCAAUGGGCAACUAUAACAGUUCGAGUUGUCAGUGAAAAUGCUGUACUAAAUAAAAGGAGACACUAAAUGCUUAAUCUUUAUAUAUGAAAUUAAUUCAUGAAAUGUGGUUGGGUUAUAGUAGAUUUUCAAGUGAAACAAGGUGUGAUUUCCUUCUGUAUGUGUGCAAAUGGUGGAGUUAUCACAUAUCUAGUCCAAAAUAGUACAUUUGUAUUUUUAAGAGAUCAACAGGGCAGUCCAGUGUAUGAUGAGGCUGAAUGACCAACUUGGGGCGUCCAGUAAAAUGCUGACAUAUAAGGAUAUUCUUUGUUCCUCUUUCUGCUAAGUCACUGCUUGCCAUUGAUUUAUAUAACGUUCACAGAGAGAUUAUUUAUUUGCUAAUAUUCUAGGAAUAUAAUUUAUC